Cercopithifilaria johnstoni is the source of this 1653-nucleotide messenger RNA. Lineage: Eukaryota; Metazoa; Nematoda; Chromadorea; Rhabditida; Onchocercidae. The record is from the annotation of a GenBank genome assembly.
AUGGCUAAGAAAUUUGAUUUCAAAUCAGUGGCUACUUGGGAAACUGGUGAAUUGGAAUCGCAGCCAGGGCCUAGCGGUAUACGCAAACGUACUGCAACUUCAUUCGAUGAAUGCGCGAAACUAUUGAAUAUGCGACAGUUGAUGAUGAUUAAAAAUGAACAAAUUGAUUAUUUGACAAUAGAGGAGCGAAAAGUCCUUUAUACUGCUUGUCACGUGGUACCAACGGUAGAUCCAUCAUACGUCUACAAUUUAAUCACAAACAAAUCUAUGAGCAGCGUAGAAACCAUUGUUGAGCAUCUUUUCGGAUAUGGCUAUCCCACAAUUAAACAACGUGUACGUCGUGAAUGUAUGGAAUUGCGUCGUAAAGCUUUUCUUUGUGAAGAUGGACAAACAUUUGAUUUUGUUCAAUUUCUUGCAAUAUAUCCAAAUCCAGAAAUAUUUUUUGAGGAAAAGCGUAAAACGGAUGAAAUUUAUAUGAAGCAUGCUAUGGCUUUUUUGUCGCGAAAAUUUGAACAAUAUGAUGUGAAAUUUAUAAGAAAACUAUUUAUUAACAGCAAUAAACAGCUAUUGCCAGCUUAUAGAAUCUUGAAGAAACAUGCUGAAGCAUUCGCAAAAAGUAAAAACGCUCCUCAUUUUGUUACGAACGCUCAUGUUAAAGUGAAAUUCAGACGAUUAUCUGAUAGUGGAAAAAUACCAGAUUAUCCGGAUUCGUUAGAUGAAUUAUUUUUUCGAGAAGCGCAAUUUUGCUUGUAUGAAGAGGAAAUAUUAAACUACAAAGUAAAUUGCGCUGCAAAACGGAAAGAAGCAUUAGAACAUGCAGAACGGAAUAGCUUACUAAAAGAAUGUAUCAUUUGCUGUGAGGAUUGUCAUUUGGAAGAAGAUAUGGUGAAAUGUAGCAAGGGAGAUCAUGAAUUUUGUAAGAAUUGUGUAAAACAACAUACGGAAGCUCAGAUCGGCGAUGGUAUGAACAGAAUUUCUUGCAUGGAUCCAUCGUGUACAGAUGGUCACUUUGAAACGUCAUCUAUUCAGAAUAUUAUCUCACCAGCCUUAUUUCGCUUAUUUAUUCUACAUUGUUUAAGAGAUGAAAUUCUUACCUCAAACAUUGGAAAUAUUGAAUUUUGUCCAUUUUGUGAUUUCCCGGCAAGUUUUGGAAAUAGUGAAGAUCGAACACUUGUCUGCUUGAAUGCUGUUUGCCAGAAAGAAUCGUGCAGGAAAUGUCAAAAAGAAUCACACAUUCCGUUGCGAUGUGAAGAAGUUCAAGAAGACGUUGAUUUUGAGACCAAAAAACGUAAAUUUAUUGAGGAGCGCAUGUCAGAAGCAGUAAUUCGCAAAUGUCCAACCUGUGAUAAGAAAAUUACGAAAGAAACAGGAUGCAAUAAAAUGACAUGUCCUUGUGGUACUUUCUUCUGUUAUGUUUGCAAUGUAGCACUUCCGAAAGAAAAUCCUUAUGAACAUUUCUCCAACGUUAGAGGUCGUUGUCGUCAAGACACAUCACUUGAGCAACUUCAUGAAAUGGCUGCAAAACGUGCUGGUUUAGAAGCUUUACGUCUAUUCAAUGAACAUAAUCCUGAGUCAAUUGAUGUGAAAGCGCCAAAUAUUAAUGAAUUAGCUGGAUUAAAAAAGAAAACGAAACCGGCAACAACGAAAGAAUGA